This is a messenger RNA of Naegleria fowleri, 1446 nucleotides long. RefSeq lists its product as uncharacterized. Bases 1 to 1446 code for a protein of 481 amino acids. The record is from RefSeq and is a predicted model, not a curated record. Lineage: Eukaryota; Heterolobosea; Eutetramitea; Acrasida; Naegleriidae. Gene Ontology annotation, molecular function: damaged DNA binding. The transcript has a single exon. Gene Ontology annotation, biological process: DNA repair.
AUGCUGUCAACAUCCACCUCACAUCCCACGCUCAUGAAAGAGCAUUCCAAGUAUGUCAUUAUCCAUCUUGAUAUUGACUGUUUUUAUGCCCAAUGUGAAGAAGUUGAAAAUCCAAGUUAUCGGGACGUUCCUCUCGGAAUUCAACAAAAUCAAACAAUAUCGACUGUGAAUUACUGUGCUCGUCUUCGAUAUGGUGUUCCGAAAAUGACUCGUGUGAGUAAGGCAAAGGAAAUUUGUCCCCAACUAGUGAUUAUUCCAGCACGAAUGGAAAUUUAUAGGGAAAUGAGUCGAAAGAUUUUUGAAGAAUGCAUCGCCGAGAAGAUUUAUCAUCAAUUUCAUGGCGAAUGUGUUCUUGAAAUUUGUGGAGUCGAUGAAGCCUAUGUAGAUGUGAGUGAUGAGGUGAAAUGGAGAUUACAACAUGUUGGUGACGAACAACAACUAUCUUCAUCAUCAAAGGAAUCAUUGAACGAUGAAAGAGAGGACCAUGAAAAAUCAAUGAAACAUUCAAAUCGAAUCGAUCCCAACCAAUGCAUGGGAACAAAAAUUGCACUCUCGCCCAAGAGUCAAGAUGUCUCUCUCAAUAUUGGAUCACAAAUCGCUCAGGAGAUUCGAGAAGAGGUGUUUCAGAGACUGGGAUUUACGUUGAGUGCAGGAAUUUCACAUUCGAAAUUUCUUUCCAAACAAGCUUCGAAAAAGAAGAAACCAAAUGGACAAGCCACUAUUUAUUCAGAAUCGUUCAAUGAUGAAAUCAAUCCUUUAGAUAUUUCUAUAAUUCCGAAUAUUGGAUAUCAAACAAGAGAAAAACUUGUUCAACAGUUUCACAUUCUCUCAAUUCAAGAAUUUCGUGGACUUUCUUAUCUCAACAUUCGAAAAUGUUUUAAUUCAGACAAACUUGCCUCUCAAUCGCUCAACAUUGCAAAUGGAAAAUAUGAUGAGGAUUAUGAUCGAGUGGUUUCGAGAGGACCAGUAAAGUCAAUUGGUUCUGAACUGACGUUUCUUCCCAUUCACAAUUCCUAUGAAGAGGUGGAUCAAAAAUUGAGAAUUAUAACACAGGACUUGGCACCAAGAAUUCAAAGAGACAUGCAACGAAACAACAAGAGAUUUGCCACGACACUCACAUUGAAAUACUGUCAUGGAGGAUAUUUUGACAAAUUUCACUCCAAGAGCUGUAGAAUUGACAGCAAGUGUUACUAUUCUUCAGCCAAUAAUGUCACAGCAUCUUCUCAUCAAACUGAAAAUACCAUUCAUUCAAGAGCCAUGUUGUUAUUUAAGGAAACUGUACCAUUACCGUUCAAACUGCAAAGAAUUGCAGUGAAUGUUUCAGAUUUUCAGCAAAAUCACCAGACCAGUACUGGUGUAACUUCCUCUCAGAAAAGAUCACUGCCAAGCAGCAAUAGUGGACAACAAUCCAUUACUGCAUUUCUCACAAAGAAGGUGAAACAGUAA